This is a messenger RNA of Oryza brachyantha (malo sina), 1857 nucleotides long. Its product is annotated as serine/threonine-protein kinase RIPK-like. Lineage: Eukaryota; Viridiplantae; Streptophyta; Magnoliopsida; Poales; Poaceae. Gene Ontology annotation, molecular function: ATP binding; protein kinase activity. Gene Ontology annotation, biological process: protein phosphorylation. The coding region runs from base 260 to 1543 and encodes 427 amino acids. The record is from RefSeq and is a predicted model, not a curated record. The transcript is spliced from 4 exons.
CCGGAAGCCACUCGCACACCUCACAAGCUGAUUGGAUUAAGCCUAAUGAUCCAAGGCCACACACUUCUUUAUAUACUCCCGCGUCGUCUCGCCUUCUUCUCCCAGUCCCAGCUCGAUCGGCUCCAACUCCGGCCGCCGACGAUUCUUGCCUUCUUCUUCGUCUUCUUCUCCCAGCUCGGGACGGACCACCAACCCGACUCCGGCGACGAUUCUUGGCUUCUUUGAUUGAUUGAUAAAGCUAGCAGCUUGGUCGUAAGACAUGGCGAGGCGCAUGUUUGCGUGCUUCGGGCGGGGCGGCGAGGAGGAGGCGGAAGCGAGGAAGGAGCAGAGGCAGAAGCCGGUGCUGCGGCGGCGGAGGACGGUGAACCUCCGGUCGCUGUCGCUGGAGGACCUGUCCCGGACGCUGGCGAAGACGAACCUGCACGCCUUCACCCUGGACGAGCUGAAGGCGGCGACCAAGAACUUCUCCACCAGCAACUUCCUCGGCGAGGGCGGGUUCGGCCCGGUCUACAAGGGCUUCAUCGACGGCAGCCUCCGCCCCGGCCUCGAGGCGCAGCACGUCGCCGUCAAGUACCUCGACAGCGACGGCGUCCAGGGACACCGCGAGUGGCUGGCUGAGGUGGUGUAUCUCGGGAUGCUGAGCCAUCCUCAUCUGGUGAACCUGGUCGGGUUCUGCAACCAAGACGACCACCGGAUGCUGGUGUACGAGUACAUGCCCAGGGGUAGCCUCGAGAACCACCUGUUCAAGAAUCUGCUCGCGUCGUUGCCAUGGUCGACACGGCUGAAGAUCGCCGUCGGCGCGGCGAAGGGGCUGGCCUUCCUUCACGAGUCCGAGACGCCGGUGAUCUACCGCGACUUCAAGGCCUCCAACAUUCUCCUCGACAAGGAUUAUACGGCGAAGCUGUCGGACUUCGGGCUGGCGAAGGAGGGGCCCCAGGGCGACGCGACGCACGUGACGACGCGGGUGAUGGGCACGCACGGGUACGCGGCGCCGGAGUACAUCCUGACGGGCCACCUCACGGCGAGGAGCGACGUGUACAGCUUCGGCGUGGUGCUGCUGGAGCUGCUCACCGGGCGGCGCUCCGUCGACAAGCGGCGGCGCGGCCGCGAGCAGAACCUGGUGGACUGGGCGCGGCCCUACCUUCGGCGAGCCGACAAGCUGCACCGCAUCAUGGACCCGGGCCUGGACGCGCAGUACUCGGCGCGCGCCGCGCACGCGGCGGCGAAGGUGGCGCACCAGUGCCUGCAGGCCGUGCCCAAGUCGCGGCCCUGCAUGCGCGACGUCGUGGACGCGCUCGAGCCGCUGCUCGCCGUCGACGACGACGUGCCCAUGGGCCCGUUCGUGUUCACGGUCGCCGGCGCCGCCGCUGACGAUGCGGCGGCGGCGGGGAGCAGCGCCGGGGACGACGAGCCUGCGACGGCGCCGGUGAGCCGCCGGGGAAAGAAGCACGUCACGUCGCCGGUGCACGCGGAGAGCCCGCUGCGCGACGGCCGGUACGCGAGCAGAGUGAAGCGGCCGGAGAGCCCCCCCAGCGUGAUCUGACAAUCUGAGCCGGCGCACGGCGGCGCUUGAGUACAUAGAACACACAAACCGAAUUUGUACAUACCCUAUAUUCCUUAAUUCUUUUGUGCUACGUCUGUUCGUGACCUUUUUUUUUGUCUAAAGAAUUUGCUAAGAGAAAUGUUGAUUAAUCAUAGUUGUUUAAACUCCCCUUGCAUGAAAGAAAAUUAGUGUUUUGUACGUUUCACCUAUGCAAUGUCCAAUUUGACCAAAGACAAUUCUACGGCGUGUAUGGACUUGUUUCAAGUCAAACUGCUUUAAUUUGACUGAAUUUAUAGAAAAAGUAUAGUAGCUAU